AUGCAGUCAAACCUUGCUAUCGCUCUUCUCGCUUUUGUCAUCAAUCAGAUCUCUGGCCAAAACUGCCCAGCAUUUGCUCCAAAUGUUGCCACCUCCUCGUUGAAAUCGACGGGAACCGGCCCUCCAAGCAGUGGAACAACUUGCCCAAAUGGAGGAAUCUGUUUUGCCCUGAAUGGUGUUGACAGCUGCUAUGUGUGUGCCGACGCUUCAUCAAGUUGCUCUAACUGGAACACGAAUGGCUUCUGCUCAAGCACUUCCUACACCACACAAUACAAGCGAUCCUAUUGUCCAAAGACUUGUGGAUACUGUUCAUCAACAACAUCAACUUGCACCGAUGCUAGCACGAGUUGUGCCACUUGGAACUCAAAUGGGCUAUUCUGUUCGAGCACUUACUAUACGACUGCCCAAAAAACCCAAUACUGUGCCUCGACGUGUGGUCUCUGUUCAGGAAAA
Molecule: messenger RNA, 453 nt
Organism: Mesorhabditis belari
Lineage: Eukaryota; Metazoa; Nematoda; Chromadorea; Rhabditida; Rhabditidae
Source: the annotation of a GenBank genome assembly